This is a messenger RNA of Porites evermanni, 3289 nucleotides long. The record is from the annotation of a GenBank genome assembly. NCBI's taxonomy places the organism in Eukaryota, Metazoa, Cnidaria, Anthozoa, Scleractinia, Poritidae.
UUUUUUCUUUCUGAAGGAAAUCCAGUUGAAAUCCUAGUUGGUAUUUCGGUGGCAUCGUUUUCCAGCAUCAAGGAAGUGGAUAUGGUAAUACAUUUUAAACACUUCGGGCUGAACCCCAAUUUUCUUUAAUUUUAUGGUUAUGAGGCUUAUUCACGAAUAAGCAUAUCAAUUCUAAUUUCAUGCUAUAUGUAUCAUAGCAAUUCCAACAAAGCUGAUGCUUCGAGCCGGGUAAUAUUAUCAAUUAAGCCUGUUACAUCAGUGUAUUUUUAAAUACUUUUUUAGGAAUUCGGACUGGACAUGUUUUUUCGGCAGCAUUGGAAAGACCAAAGACUGUCUCAUAACUUGACUUCCAAGAUAACUCUUACCAUGGGAACUAAACACCCUGCGGAUUAUAUCUGGGUCCCAGACACCGUGUUUGUAGACGCCACCAAGUCCUACAUGCAUAAUGUAUUGACAACCAAUCACAAGAUCGAUAUCUCAGCCGACGGUCAGGUAGACUGGGGAACAAGGUUGGUGUGUGAAAUUUAUUAGACCUUUAUCUAAGGUGAGGUCUAAGUAGUGCGCCCUCGUGAACCAGCGUCAUUUUGGAGGGAAAAUGUAAUAGCCGUAGUCAUUCCACUACAGGUUUAAGCGAGAAUGUCUCAGUGGCGGAAACAAGUUUAUUUUGCGAUCAGAAGAGGGCUUUUCUCGACUUUCUCACAGCCAUCUGGCCAUAAAAUCCUUCUGAUGGCCCUUUUGGGUUUUUACAGAACGAAAUGACAGAUUUCUCUACCCUUUUAUAUUAUUCAACUAAAAUUCCUACCCUUUCCGGGGGCCUCCCCUUAGAGGCCAUUCUAGGGAUUCCCCCCGGGACUUAUGUUUUAUGUCUUGUGUAUAGAUGUAACUUAAAAUGACUGAACGCGGGGUGUCUGAGUGAAGAAAAUCUAUACUAACUACAAUAACCCUUUGUUAAAGAUUACCGUUCACACUCGGGUACUUAUAUAAUAAUAACUUGAGAUUAAAGAAGCAGGCUACCGUGGUUUUAACGUAACCACAAGUACUUGUGCGCAGUAGAUCAUAUAUUUGAAUGCUAUUUUGCGCCUAAUAGAUAAUAAAUUAUUAUUAUAUUACUAAGGCAGUGUUUAAUUUAUAUCACAGAGCAACUGUUCAAGCCAAGUGUCACAUGGAUUUUCGUACCUUUCCGUUAGACGAACAAAAAUGUACACUCAACAUUGUUAGCUGUAAGUAACAAAACUAACUGCCUUUUGAUUUUACAUUUGGUUAUACUCGGUUUUGUACGUCUCCUCUUGGGCAGCUUAUCAACUUCUUACCGACAAAUGCGUCGACAAAAAGACGUUUCCUGAAGAGGAACGUCUGAACAGGUCGGUAACCGCACAUUUUGUUGUUUCAUUUUCUUCCUUUCGCUAACAUUUUAUAGGCAGCUUGCUUGUUUUUGAGGGAAGUAAGGUGGAACCUGGUUAAUAGGGACACCAAAGGGACAUGACAUGGUGUCCGUAUUAUCCCGGUGUCCAAAUUAAGUGGGCUGUCAGAAAAUUCGUCACGGACAUGCACGUGAUUUAUUGAAGACUAAAGAAGGCAAAGAAAGAAAGAGUAGGAACAAUGACUGCAGCAAAAAGCUAAGGAAGCGAAAAUUGAGUAGCAGGAGGCGGAUAACUUCAAUAAAGGCUGGCACUACCAAAUAGUCAAACACAUUAAGAAAGAUGGGCGGACUCAUCAAAAUCAAACAAAUAUAAAAAGAAAAUCUGUCAAUAUUUAUUCAGGGUACAAUGUCUACAGCACAUGAUUGUGACAAAAUAGACAGUCAAGGGCAGCAAAUCAUCAUUUGCCGUUUCGGUUAGGUUCUUUGCAAAGAUAUUCAAUCAUAUAGAACGUGCGUUGAAAAACAGUGUCCGCAAACCGGGGCGGGGUUGACGAUAUAUGGGAGUUUGUGAUUCGGGACACAAGAAAUUGUCUGUUUUCCGUAUUAACCGAUGUCCGAAUUAAGCAUGUAAAUUUUAGAGAAAAAAUAUAAGCUUUUCGUCUAAAUAAACGAAACUUUUUAUUAUAUACAGGUAGUCGUAUUAAGUGGUAAGCGGGUGGCCGUAGACCAUGGCUCCGCUGUCUGUUGGGUACAUCCCCUUGCGCUAUCGAUGGCGCUUAUCUCAAGGGUGUUGACUAGAAAAAAAAAACUUCAAAAAAACAUAACAAAGGCAGCCUCGUUGCUGUUAAGGUAACUUAAACGUGUUUCUUUUUAGACGCAUACCCCACCCAACAUCUGAUUUACAACUGGAAGACACCAUCGGUCAUGGUACUAGACAAAGAAAUGGCGCAGUUUUUCAUGAAGGAUAUGACCACUGAUGUACAAAGAGUCCAGUAUGUCGCAGGUGAGUAGAAGUUUCUACAUUAUAACAAUAAUAAAAUAUCAAAGAUAAUAAUAAUAAAUUAAUUAAUUAAUUAAUAUGAUACUUUAAUUAUCUUCUCUCCUUGUGGGGAUUUUCAGAGAUAAUCAACAAAUAAUCAAAUAAUUUCAAUGAAACAACAUGAUUAGAAUCCCAACUGGUAGAAGACGAACCAGUUGGCUAUGUUACAAGCCUGUUCAAGGAAUUAAACUCGGCACUAUACUGGAAAUUGGUUAAUACGGACACCGACGGCGCAUGCAAUAGUGUCCGUAUUAACCGGGUGUCCGUAUUGAGCAGGUUAAUUUUAGAGAAAAUGUGACCUUCUUUUUUGUUGGGACAAACAAAACUUUCCGUCAUAUGUACCAGUGUUCGCAUUAAGCUGGUGUCCGAAGACACAUGGUAGAAAGGGGUUCAACUGUACCGAGAACAAAUCUAGCUACUCGUCAACACGAAACUUGACCUCGGGACCUCCGACUACAAGUCCGGCCCUCCGAACCGCUCGGCCAGGCUGCCUCUGAUUACAUCGAUCAGUUCUCUUUUGACUAACCUUAAUUUCAUUUUCCUAUCUCCUAGGAGAGUAUUCAGUUCUGCAAGCGACAUUCACAUUUAAACGGAGAAUGGGUUUUUACCUGAUUCAAAUCUAUAUACCUUGCAUUGCGGUGGUAUUUGUAGCUUGGAUGUCGCUGUUCAUUGAUAGUCGCGCGACACCCGCUCGUGUAGGUCUGUGCAUUACAACACUUCUCACCAUAUCAACUAUCUGGGGCGCCGUCAAUUCCUCCUUGCCAAGAGUUUCCUACGUGAAGGUCAUUGAUGUGUAUCUGAUGACAUCUUUCUUCUUUGUUCUCUGCACCAUGCUCGAAUAUAUUGGCCUUAUACACCAAGGAAGAGCAAAGGUAUUGGUAGUUUUAUGA